Molecule: messenger RNA, 1221 nt
Organism: Tetrapisispora phaffii CBS 4417
Lineage: Eukaryota; Fungi; Ascomycota; Saccharomycetes; Saccharomycetales; Saccharomycetaceae
Gene: MAK11
Product: Mak11p
Exons: 1
Coding region: 1-1221 (406 amino acids)
Molecular function (GO): protein binding
Source: RefSeq, a predicted model, not a curated record
AUGGCAAGAAAUCAGUUUAGAAUUGUUGUUGGUUCUUAUGAACACAAUAUUUUAUGUGUCUCUUUGGAUUUGUCCUCAGCUACUCCAUUGUUUACUCCUAUUUUCCAUUUCCAAGCUCAUGCAUUGAGUGUCAAAUGUUUGGAUAUUUCGAGAAGAUAUUUGGUCUCAGGCUCUAAUGAUGAGCAUAUUAGAAUUUAUGAUCUUCAAAAGAGAAAAGAGUUAGGUACUCUGUUAGCGCACCAGGGCUCGAUUACUGCAUUGAUGUUUUCGAAGAGUAGAGCCUCACUGAAUGAAGGUGACGAGAAAGAUGAACGUGUUGUUGACGGUAGCAGUAGUGGUAGCAGAUGGUUGUUGUCCGCUUCUGAAGAUAACAAGAUUGUGGUAUGGAGAGUAAAAGAUUGGGAGAAUUUUGGUACUUUGAAGGGUCAUACAGCAAGAAUCAAUGAUAUAGACAUACAUCCUUCCAACAGAGUUGCAGUGAGUGUUAGUGAUGAUCAUUCUAUUCGUUUAUGGAAUUUGAUGACCGUGAAGAAAGCUGCUGUUCUUAAAUUAAGAAAGUAUUCUCAAAAUGGUCAAUUCGUAAGGUGGUUAGGCAACGGUGAUUUCUUUGCGGUGGCGUUACUAAACAAAGUAUUGAUCUAUAAGACAUCAACUGCAAAGGUUGUGAAGGAGAUUGAUAUUGAGAAAAAGACAAUAAUGCAUAUGGAAGUUGAAAAAUUAAACGAUGCUAAUGGCAGUGAAGAUGAAUAUUUAGUGGUCGGUUUAAGCGAAGGUAGUAUAUGUUUCUACAUGACAAAAGAAUUCCAAGAGGAGUCUGAAGAUAAAGUAGCUCCUGCAUUCGUAUUAUUAGGCCAUACAAAUCGUGUGAAAGAUUUUAAAUUUUAUGCAAAUGAGUUUGGGAAAUAUCUUGUAUCGAUUGGUUCUGAUGGUAAGAUUGUGGUUUGGGAUUUGAAAUUGACAGGAAAGGACACUGAAAGACAACAAGUCGCUAUUUUUGACAGUGGUGAAAGAUUGAAUUGUUUGGCACUUUGCGACGAAUCUGUUGAGAAAUACGAAACAAUGAAGAAGAGAUCUAAUUCAGAAAUGGAAUUAGGUGAACAAAGUGAAGUUGAAAGUGACAUGGAAGAUUUAAAGAAAGCUAUGUUCGGUGAGAAGCAAAAGAAAAGUAAGAAAGCUAAUAAGAAGGCCAAGAAGAAGAAGGUCACAGUGCACUUGGAAUAG